AUGUACUGCACUCAUCCUGUCUCUGGAACAGGCAACAACUCAUUGAUGUAUUGCUACAACAUGAAACCAGUUUAUGGGCAGUCUCCCAGUAAUGACGACAUCAACCAGAACUCAUCCUCACACCCAUCCAACAAGCCCCCCAGUAAUGUGUUUGCAAGCACGUUCUUUGAGGGGACGAGCAAUUCACCCGACAUCUGGAAUGCUGUAAAUGGGCUGAACCAGCAGGGCUAUGAAGGUGCACUGGGAGCAGCCACAACCCACCAGACGCAGCCGGGGAGCUACGGCAGCCUGCAGCCACCACACGGUCACCUGGACUACUCCCCACACUCAGUGAUGCCUGCAGAUAUGAACCGGGGUCUCCCACCAAUGUCCACUUUUCACCGCAACACAGCGUCACACAACCACUCAAUCAACACGUCAGACAACUCCACAGUCUCAGGGAGCCAGAGAAAUGUGUCAGGAGGGUCACAGACAGGUGAUACGCUGGGAAAAGCUCUGGCCUCUAUUUAUUCACCCGAUCACACCAGCAGCAGCUUCCCCUCCAGCUCGUCCACACCGGUGAGGUCUCCAUCCCCACUGCCGAACGCUGCUGAGCCCACAGGUCCUAACAUGUGGCCCCGGGGUUCAGUACAGGCACCAGUCUCACCACAUUAUGAGUCUUCACUCAUAUCACUGUCUCAGGUGGAGGACCGUCUGGACAGAUUGGACGAUGUGAUCCACGUCUUAAGGAACCACGCUGUCGGCCCCACAGCCUGCGUGCCCUCUGAUAUCCACAACCUGCUGAGCCAGACCCAUCACGGCCACCCGGGAUCUGCCAGCACUCUACCGCUCACCUGCCACACUCCAGCCAUGGUUGAAGCUGUCACUAUGAACAACAACCAUGCAGCCUUCCAGAGCCGCACACAAAAUGGCCACCCGUACCAAGUAAGACCGAGGCCCACACUUCAUCAAAUGCAGGCAGGAGGAGUCCAGGCUAAUCUGGAGCUGAAGAUGGAGAGUGGAGAGAGAGAUGAGAUGAUGCACACCAAUCACAGCCACAGCUCUGACAGUCAGAGAUCAGAUGAUGAGAGCGAAAACAAAACACAGGGAGAAAACAGCUCCAGGAACAGUAUCCAUGAGGAUGAAGACCUGAGCCCGGAGCAGAAGGCCGAACGUGAGCGUGAUAGGAGGAUGGCCAACAAUGCUAGAGAACGUCUGCGCGUGAGGGACAUCAACGAGGCGUUCAAGGAGCUGGGUCACAUGUGCCAGCUGCACCUGAAGAGCGAGAAGCCACAGACCAAGCUGCUGGUGCUGCACCAGGCCGUGGCGGUGAUCCUCAGCCUGGAACAACAAGUCAGAGAGAGGAACCUGAACCCAAAGGCAGCGUGUCUGCGGAGGAGAGAGGAAGAGAAGGCGUCUGCUGUCAUGACAGAUCCGCAGUCCAUGCAUCUCGCUUUUCAUCCCGGUCUGACAGACCCAGCGAACCCCAUGGGCCAUCUCUGA
Messenger RNA from Scomber japonicus (chub mackerel), 1482 nucleotides. RefSeq names its product transcription factor 12-like. The transcript has 12 exons. The record is from RefSeq and is a predicted model, not a curated record. Gene Ontology annotation, molecular function: DNA-binding transcription factor activity, RNA polymerase II-specific; RNA polymerase II cis-regulatory region sequence-specific DNA binding; protein dimerization activity. Bases 1 to 1482 code for a protein of 493 amino acids. Gene Ontology annotation, biological process: regulation of transcription by RNA polymerase II. Lineage: Eukaryota; Metazoa; Chordata; Actinopteri; Scombriformes; Scombridae. Gene Ontology annotation, cellular component: transcription regulator complex.